Messenger RNA from Aspergillus campestris IBT 28561, 1656 nucleotides. Its product is annotated as alpha/beta-hydrolase. Lineage: Eukaryota; Fungi; Ascomycota; Eurotiomycetes; Eurotiales; Aspergillaceae. The transcript is spliced from 4 exons. Bases 1 to 1656 code for a protein of 551 amino acids. The record is from RefSeq and is a predicted model, not a curated record.
AUGUGGCCUCUCAUUGCUGCGUUUUCGCUUUUAUCUGCAACCAUCGUCCAAGCCCUUCCCCAUACCAACAGUAGCCAUCACCCAUCCACAGAGUUGAAAUGGCGCCCGUGCAACUUGCCAUUCCCAAAAAGCUUGAGGGAACAAAUCACUGUUCCCAUCGACUGCGCAACUCUCAAAGUCCCUCUGGACUACACUAAGCCGAAACUUGGAAAGACCCUGGGUCUUCAGCUGGUAAAGGUUCAUGCCACCAAGGAACCGCGCAAGGGAAGCGUCAUUUUCAACCCCGGGGGCCCGAGUUCUUCGGGAGUCGAGGAAGUGGUAGUAAAAGGACCCAAAUAUGUGGAGACGCUGGGCGGACAGUUCGAUGUCAUCGGUUUUGAUCCUCGUGGAACCGGACACACUAUGCCCUACAUCUGCAACACGACCGCCGUGCAGGAAAACAAAACAGAAAAGAAAACCCGCAGCACACCUGCGAGCCUCCCCCAAGAAAAUAUGUGGGACAUUCUCAAAUCCAAAGCAUGGCACGACGGCGGCCUCCUAGCCACAGCAUGCCACCAGACUCUUAAAGACACCGGCCACCUAUACGGCACCGCGUUCGUCGCACGAGACAUGCUUCGCAUCGUUGACGCCUUGAACGAAGACGGAAAGCUGCGCUUCUGGGGCCGAUCCUACAGCACAGCGCUAGGGCAAACCUUCGCCGCUAUGUUCCCCGACCGCGUGGGGCGGAUGCUGCUUGACAGCGUCCUCCUCGCCGACGACUACUACUCAGGAAACUGGGCCACGUCCGCCGCGCAAACAGACGCAUCCCUCGACCACUUCUUCACGGAGUGUAUUGCCGCGGGACCCGACUUGUGCCCCUUUGCGAACUUCACGGGACCCGACACCAAGCCGAAGGACCUCAGCGCCGCCCUCGGCAAGGUCUACCAGGAGCUGAUCGAUAAGCCGAUCGUCCUUCCGAAGAACUACCCGACAACAACCCUGCCCUGGUGGCAGCCGGGAGGGAUCAGCCUCCUCGGACAGGUCAAGUUCAGUAUUUUCUCCGCUCUUUAUCAACCUAGCUCAUUCACCACCCUGAUGGCCUCCAUCAGCGCAGCGCUCAGCCGCGAGUGGGACCUGUGGAUGAAAGCCGGCGAAGCGGAACCAACCAGCUCUUCACCCGAACCAGCAUGGAAUCUUCAACAGCACGGCUUUCACGGCAUCGCCUGUUCUGACACAAAGUUCCGAGCUAAGACCCCCGAAGACAUGUACAGCUUGCUGCAGUACCAGAGCAGUAAGGGGGGUUUUGCAGAUGGGUUUAUGCCGCAGGUGUGGCCGUGCACGCAGUGGAAGAUGGAUGCAGCGGAGCGCUACGAGGGAAGCUGGAGGAAUAUAACUACUAGCUUCCCUAUUAUGUUGGCCAACAGCCCUUUCGACCCAAUCACGCCAGUGGCUUCUGCGUUUGAGGUUUCGGCUGGGUUUAAGGAUAGUCGGGUUGUGGUACAUGAGGGACAUGGUCACGGCAUAAUGAACCAUCCUUCUGCAUGCACGAUUCAAGCAAUCAAGGAGUACUUUUCUGACGGCAAGCUGCCAGAACAUGGGACUAGGUGCAAGCCGGAUAAGACAGGGUUCGAGGAGGGAAAAGUCAAACCGCAGUGGUGGGAGAAACUCGGAGUUUGA